This is a messenger RNA of Procambarus clarkii (red swamp crayfish), 4215 nucleotides long. It is a transcript of the gene BBS1, whose product is annotated as Bardet-Biedl syndrome 1. Gene Ontology annotation, molecular function: smoothened binding; patched binding. Gene Ontology annotation, biological process: non-motile cilium assembly; protein localization to cilium. Lineage: Eukaryota; Metazoa; Arthropoda; Malacostraca; Decapoda; Cambaridae. The record is from RefSeq and is a predicted model, not a curated record. Gene Ontology annotation, cellular component: BBSome; axoneme; centrosome.
CUCCCAAACAUACUCACAGUCUGUCUCUUGACUAAUCCACACCUUUCAUAAAACAACAUUUGGAUACCACCUUUAACACCAACCCUCAUCUUUGUCAUCCUAAGUCCAUUUCUACUUAUAUGUCUAUUUUUCUUAUUAUCAUCAAACAAAUAGAAGACAUCGAUAACUUCCAACAACAGCCAAAUUGUGAACAUUGAUGCGUCACUGUGACUGCCGCAUCUACCAUCACCACCACUCGUGCACUCAUCGACAGGACAAACCUGACAUGCAAACUAUACCUAUCGCGAAGAAGAAGUAGAAGAGUGCUCAUGCUGUGUCACACCUGAUGGCCUUAAUACUAUAUAGUCACGCUUCAGGCUGUGUAGUCAGCCCCCAGGCUGUGUAGUCAGCCCCCAGGCUGUGUAGUCAGCCCCCAGGCUGUGUAGUCAGCCCCCAGGCUGUGUAGUCAGCCCCCAGGCUGUGUAGUCAGCCCCCAGGCUGUGUAGUCAGCCCCCAGGCUGUGUGGUCAGCCCCCAGGCUGUGUAGUCAGCCCCCAGGCUGUGUGGUCAGCCCCCAGGCUGUGUAGUCAGCCCCUAGGCUGUGUAGUCAGCCCCUAGGCUGUGUGGUCAGCCCCCAGGCUGUGUAGUCAGCCCCUAGGCUGUGUAGUCAGCCCCUAGGCUGUGUGGUCAGCCCCCAGGCUGUGUAGUCAGCCCCUAGGCUGUGUAGUCAGCCCCUAGGCUGUGUGGUCAGCCCCCAGGCUGUGUAGUCAGCCCCUAGGCUGUGUAGUCAGCCCCCAGGCUGUGUGGUCAGCCCCCAGGCUGUGUAGUCAGCCCCUAGGCUGUGUGGUCAGCCCCCAGGCUGUGUAGUCAGCCCCUAGGCUGUGUAGUCAGCCCCCAGGCUGUGUGGUCAGCCCCCAGGCUGUGUAGUCAGCCCCUAGGCUGUGUGGUCAGCCCCCAGGCUGUGUAGUCAGCCCCUAGGCUGUGUAGUCAGCCCCUAGGCUGUGUGGUCAGCCCCCAGGCUGUGUAGUCAGCCCCUAGGCUGUGUAGUCAGCCCCUAGGCUGUGUGGUCAGCCCCCAGGCUGUGUAGUCAGCCCCUAGGCUGUGUAGUCAGCCCCUAGGCUGUGUGGUCAGCCCCCAGGCUGUGUAGUCAGCCCCUAGGCUGUGUAGUCAGCCCCCAGGCUGUGUGGUCAGCCCCUAGGCUGUGUAGUCAGCCCCUAGGCUGUGUGGUCAGCCCCCAGGCUGUGUAGUCAGCCCCUAGGCUGUGUAGUCAGCCCCCAGGCUGUGUGGUCAGCCCCCAGGCUGUGUGGUCAGCCCCCAGGCUGUGUGGUCAGCCCCCAGGCUGUGUAGUCAGCCCCUAGGCUGUGUAGUCAGCCCCCAGGCUGUGUGGUCAGCCCCCAGGCUGUGUAGUCAGCCCCUAGGCUGUGUAGUCAGCCCCUAGGCUGUGUAGUCAGCCCCCAGGCUGUGUAGUCAGCCCCUAGGCUGUGUAGUCAGCCCCUAGGCUGUGUAGUCAGCCCCCAGGCUGUGUAGUCAGCCCCCAGGCUGUGUAGUCAGCCCCCCAGGAUGUGUAGUCAGCCCCCAGGCUGUGUAGUCAGCCCCCAGGCUGUGUAGUCAGCCCCCAGGCUGUGUAGUCAGCCCCCAGGCUGUGUAGUCAGCCCCCAGGCUGUGUAGUCAGCCCCCAGGCUGUGUAGUCAGCCCCCAGGCUGUGUAGUCAGCCCCCAGGCUGUGUAGUCAGCCCCCAGGCUGUGUAGUCAGCCCCCAGGCUGUGUAGUCAGCCCCCAGGCUGUGUAGUCAGCCCCCAGGCUGUGUAGUCAGCCCCCUGGCUGUGUAGUCAGCCCCCAGGCUGUGUAGUCAGUCCCCAGGCUGUGUAGUCAGCCCCCAGGCUGUGUAGUCAGCCCCCAGGCUGUGUAGUCAGCUUCUAGGCUCUAAAGUUAACCACCAGACUAUAUAGGCCAACGCCAGGGUUUGGAGAUUGAUCAAUCUCCAGACUGUGUAGUCAGCCUCCAGGCUGUGUAAUCAUCCUCCAGGCUGUCAAGUCACCCAUUAUACUGUGUAGGCAGCUUCCAGUGUGUGAUUCCAGUCUCCAGGGUGUGACAGCCAGUGAGUGUAUCUAGCCUUCAGGGUGUGACAGCCAGUGGGUGUAUCUAGCCUUCAGGGUGUGACAGCCAGUGGGUGUAUCUAGCCUUCAGGGUGUGACAGCCAGUGGGUAUAGCACUGACUUCAGACAUCUCUAGCACCCACCACAAUCAUCAUGGCAGAAAAUGAACGAUGGCUCACAGCUCAUCAUGAUCCUCUGGCAGCACUGUACACAUUCAGUGCUUGUGUGGCCUUGGCCGACCUUCAUGGAGAUGGAGAAUCGAAGCUCAUUAUUGCUGACCUUGGAACUGGAGCAUAUAAUAUGAAGCUUAAGGUCUACAAGGGUACCAGCUUGAUGUCAGAAAACACACUCAUAGACCUCCCAACAGGGGUUAUAACCUUUCAUAUGGACACCACAGAGCCCCGAGUACCAGCUGUUGCUGUUGCAUCUGGAAGUUAUAUUUAUAUCUACAAAAAUCUUCGGCCAUAUUUCAAGUUCACGUUGCCAACUUUAGAAGUCAAUUCUACAGAAUAUGAUGCUUGGGGCCAGGCCCGCGACGAGCAACUAGAUGUGAGCAUGCUAUAUGAGAUCCUUGAUUCACUGAGGCAAGAGGUGGGAGAAUGUGGACUUACAACAAGAUCUCAACGGUUCCUCAUGUGCCCUGAUCACAGCAGCCAAGCAGCCUUUCUCAACCAGCACAAAGGAUUCAAUCUCAAACGUCAAACUGUGGUAACAUGUUUUGCCACAAUGAAGAAAAGUCAUGCUGAAGAUGAUGCUAUCUCAUGCUUGGUCCUGGGAACAGAGAGUGCAAAUAUUUUUAUUCUUGAUCCAGAAGCCUUUACAAUUCUUAACAGUAUGAGCCUGCAUAGCGUACCAGUGUUCCUGUCAGUAUCUGGCUUAUACGAUGUUGAGUACCGCAUUAUUGUCGCAUGUCGCAAUGGUCAAAUAUACACACUGAAGCGUGGGACAAAAAUUGGCCGACCCACUGCAGAGCUAACAUCGCAACCAGUGGGCUUACUGAAACGAGACAAAAGCAUCAUUGUAGCCACCAUGGACCAAAAUCUUCAUUCUUUUAACAACAAGGGUAAGCGGUUAUGGUCUCUCAGGCUUCCAGCUGCCAUAACGUGUGUGGAGACUCUUGAGAUCCGUACGCUUGGCCUCACACUGACAGCUCUUGGAAUGGCUGACAACCGUGUCAUGAUUUAUCGUGAUAAGCAUUUAGUGGAUACUAUACACACUGAAGACAGGAUAUCUGCCAUGAAAUUUGGUCGCUUUGGACGAGAGGAUAAUACUUUGGUUUUGGUGAUGAAAGGUGGGGCACUUCUUGUGAAAAUUUUGAAGCGAACUGCACGUUUUGAAAUUGAAGAUACUCUAGGAUCUGCCCAUGCGCUCGCAGUGAAGCUCAACAUACCCAAAAAAACAAAACUCUUUGUUGACCAGACCAUGCGCGAGAGAGAAAACUGUGUGUUGAUGCACAGGGUGUUCCAACAUGACUUGUACCGUCUGCGACUGAACACAGCUCGUGCUUAUGUUCAGGCACUAGAGACUAGUAGUAAUCCUGUCUCCCUCUCGCAGACAGAGCCUUUAAAGCUGUCUGCACAGGUUUUGGGAUUGGGGCCAACCUUUAAGCUUCGAGUUGAGCUACAGAAUACUUCAUCGACAUCCCCAUCUUUACAACUGGCUGUUAUAUUCCACUGUGAUGAUCGUAUCUACAAUGUUAACAAAUCUUAUAUUCAGAUACCAAUUCUUAUACCUGGUGUCAUCCAUGUGGUGGAAACACUGAUCACAUGCAUAUCAGAGCUGGGUAUAUCAGACACAGUGCGUGUAUUUGUAGUGAAGGGAAAGGCAUCAAGGCCUUUGCUCACCGCAGUCAUCAACAUGCCAGUUGCAGAAGUCUUCAUGGGUUCAUAGACAUCAUGCUGAAAUAGAAUAUUAAUAUAAGCGAGGAUUAGCAAGGGCAAAAUUUUUUUUAUUUGAUUUAUUUAUAUAUUUAUUUUUUACAAAUAUAGAGUAGUAGUAGUUUCUAUAUGGACUAUAUCUAUAAAUUAUACAGUCACAUUAAAAUGCAUUAGUCAAGAUUUCAUGAUGCUUAACCUUCGUACUGCACGGUUUUUAUUGUGACAUUCAGGUGGUGUGCGGAAAAUAAAGUGUUCCCCCACUUUU